AUGUACAAAAUCCAUCGAGAUGGUGAAAAAGGAUUGAAGGGCGAAAAAAAACGGGCGGCUAGCAAUGGAGACGACGAGGAAAAGAAUAAGGUGAUCGUACUCGACAUGGAUGAUAGUGAAGAAACCCGACGGUUAGAGCGCAAGAAACGAACGCAAGAGGAUAUGGUGGCAGAUUUUGUGAAGAUUCUCGAACAAAUGAUGAAGCCACGUCAAGCUGUCACAUCCUUCAUAUCAGCCGCCACUGGUCUAGCCGCCGUGACCACUGGAACCCUAUACGUGUACCGUUUGCCGGAAACGGCUAUCAAAGCAAAGGAAAUCUCCAUUAUCUUGAUCAUAUACGGUAAGUAG
Molecule: messenger RNA, 348 nt
Organism: Cooperia oncophora
Lineage: Eukaryota; Metazoa; Nematoda; Chromadorea; Rhabditida; Trichostrongylidae
Source: the annotation of a GenBank genome assembly